CUUGUGACUAGUAGCGAUGCACUUGUUCCUAUAGAUGGUAAAGAGACGGCGGCCUUCGAAGAGCGGGGUGCAGUCGUGCCCACUUCGAAGAGCGGGUGCACUCGUGUCACUGACCGAAGACGGAAGGAGAGCGUUUCUGGAAGGAGAUUUCUCUACGUGUUUUGAGGUUGCGGAUAUAGUAACAAGUGCAUCGCUACUACCAAGAACAAGGGCUACUAAGGACCAUUUGCCUUUUUUAGCCACUAGACAAGGACGCCGCACCUUCUUGGCUAGUAGGGAGGCUGAAAGAGCCCUACAGAACAGGUCCUAAAUGUAGCAGCCAAGAAUUUGGGCCGAAGAGAACUGGCUCAAAAAUGUGAUGGCGAGGCAGAUUCGGGAGUGAAUUUCUUCUGCUGACUCUGGCGGCAGCGAGGAAGGUCACUGACACCCAUCGUGUGCUGGCCAGCUCCAGACUGGAUGCAUCGCAGGAUGCUGGGUUGACGCCUGAUGACUGCAAGAAAUUCACUGAGGCUUUCGUGCUGGAGCUUGAUUCUCUUUGUACCUUUGAGAACUUGACGAACGGCUGGGCAGGUUGUGCGUGCGAAUUGCCACGACCGCCACCCAUUAGGCUGGCUGAUGAGGGCACAGAAGCUGAGGAGCCAAAGAACCUUGGGAUGGAAUGCCCCUUUGCCACUUGUGCAGGGCCAACGGCCACCCAGGAGGCCUGCCUUCAGCUCUCCAACUUCGGUUUUAGCAAGGUUGACAUGUUGGAUCUAGGUGCUGAGAGCACCUUUCGCGAGACUCUUGUUUGUAGCUAUCUCAUGGCGCCUGGCGGGUCCUUUUCGAUGCCCCAGAAGGUCGAGUCGUUCCGAAGCGUCCUAAAUUUCCAAAAGAAGGCGCUGGGAUAUGAAUGUGGUGGCAGUGAUGGCCUUCAGCCCAGCCAGACCAUGUCUGACUUCUGUCGACGUGCACUUUACCGUUUGGAGGCUCACUGCAGUGACCAAUGGAGCGGCGUGCUUCCAACGGGCUGUGAGCACAUCUCUCCACCUUUUGGGUUUACAGAUGAAAGCACUUUGAAAGAGCUUUGCCCAGUGGAGUGCACCAAGAUGAGCCAGCUUGAUUUGAGUGCUUUGUUUGGCACGCUGCAAGACCGCGAACGCCAACAUCAGCGCGAGUUGGAAGCGCAACGUCAAAGAGAACUGGAGGCCAAACGGGCUGCCAGGGCGAAGGCGCAGGCCGAAGCCCGAAGGAAAGAAGAGGCCAUGCAAGCGGCUCAAGCCAAAGAAGAAGCUACGCGCAAGGUUAAGGAGGCGCUGAAGAAGGUGAUGGGAGAUAAGGCUGACAGCAAAGCGGCCGAGGCCUUGGCUACUACACCAGGUGCAGCUGCUGCUUUGGCCAAUCCCGAUCUCUCGAAGGCAUUUGCGGCCCAUCCAGAUUUUUUGCCAGCAAUGGCAAAGUCUCCUGGCUUUGCAUCGGCUUUGGCAAAUCCUGAUCUUGCUAAGGCAUUAGGUUCUCAACCUGAUCUGCUGUCGGCUGUGGGCAGCAAGCCUGACAUUGCCAUAGCCAUGGCAAAUACACCUGGCUUCGACACCGCUUUGGCAAAUCCUGAUCUUGCUAAGGCAUUAGGUUCUCAACCUGAUCUGCUGUCGGCUUUGGGCGAGAAGCCUGACGUUGCAAUAGCCUUCGCCAACCCUGACCUUUCGAAGGUGUGGACAUCUCAGCCCGAUCUGUUGGGAGCUCUGGCAAACAUACCUGGCUUUGCAGCUGCUUUGACAAAUCCUGAUCUUUCGAAGGUCUUGGCAUCCCAACCAUUUCUGUUGUCAGCUAUGGCAGAGAAACCUGGUUUUGCCACCGCGCUUGCCAACCCUGAUCUCGGCAAGGUCGCCAUCGCCAACCCGGAUCUCAUCAUGGCCCUCGCUGACGACCCAGAGUUGGCAGCUGCAGUGGCUAAGAACCCUGCAUUGGCCUCCGCCUUGGCAAAGAAUCCUGAAGCCAUCAAGGAAGUCAAAACGAUGGCGGCCAAUCCGGACCUCGCCGCGGCCGUGGAUGGGAACCCAGAGCUGGCAUCAGCUUUGACAGACCCGGAAAAGCUGAAGGAGGUGGCAAAGGCUGCUGCCUCUGGCAAGAGCGUUGCAGAGGCCAUCAACAAAGAUCCGGAGCUUGCAGCAGCAGCUGCCGCUUCCGCAGCUUCCGCACCCGCUGCCUCCGGCGCUUUCGCCCCGGCUGCUGCACCAGCUGCUGGCGCAGCCUCGGGCGCCGCCGCCGCCGGGGCAGCCUCGGGCACCGCAGGUGCUACUUCUGAUGCAGAACCUGCGUCAGUGGCUUUUGCGCCAGCCUUUGCUCUACCGGUUUCUCCGAUGUCCGCGCCAUUCUCGAUCGCACCACGUUUGGAGCCUGCCAAACCUUUGUCCAUUUCCGCAGCUGCGCCUGCACCUGCGGUGGCAGCAUCUCCACUUGCAAGCCCAGUCGACCCGGUUCCCCUGCGCACAGAGAGACCAAGUCACUAUGCAACAGAUGCAGAGACAGAGCGUCUCAAAGCGGAGAUUGGCGACUUGAAGUCAACUGUCAAGAGGCUGGAGAAGUUCCUGACCUCCCAGGGAAUGGAUGCCGCUGGUGAUGCCCACAUGUCUGCUGCGCCGCCUGCAGCUGCGCUGGCGGCGCCACCGGCAGCCGCACCAGUGUUGGCACCAGUGGCAGCACCGCUGGUAGCGCCACUAGCAGGCCUGCACAGCGGCCUGGCAGGCGGCCUGGCGCCGGCAGCUGCACCGGCAGCUGCGCCAGUGGCUGCGCCGGUGGCAGUGCCUCUAGUCCUCGCACCGGCACCCGCUCCAGCACCUCUCUAAGAGGGAUAGUGCUG
Messenger RNA from Durusdinium trenchii, 2836 nucleotides. The record is from the annotation of a GenBank genome assembly. Lineage: Eukaryota; Dinophyceae; Suessiales; Symbiodiniaceae.